CCGCCCACCGCCUGCACUCGCCCACCCAUCAGCCACCAGCACGAGUACACACACUCCAGGUGACCGGCACUCGCACUUCCAUUCAUCCAUUGAAGACGAUAUUAAAACCGAAAACUGAUCGAAGCGGCAGCUGCUUUCGCCGAUUGCCUUAUCUGUGUUCUACUCUUAGUGCUGACACGAGUCGGUGACCGACGACAACCGUACGCACACUCCUCGAGACGUCGCCCGGUCCACCCGCGUCCGCCGUCGACCGUUCCACGACAACGCCGAAAGGAAAUCUGAAACGGACUGCCAUCGACAGGACGCCUCUCAACUACUAAACAUAACGACGACUGGUCAACAGCACAAGAUAUUAUUUUAAACAUGUCAUCGUCAUCAAGAUACAGGGAUUCUGGUAAUCCAGAUUGCAAAAUAUAUGUUGGUGAUCUAGGAUCAUCUGCAUCCAAACAAGAUUUAGAAGAUGCUUUUUCAUACUAUGGUUCAAUUCGUAAUGUAUGGGUUGCCCGUAAUCCUCCUGGUUUUGCUUUUGUUGAAUUUGAAGAUCCAAGAGAUGCAGAAGAUGCAGUUAGAGGGUUAGAUGGCAGGAGCAUUUGUGGUAGACGAGUCCGAGUAGAAUUAUCUAAUGCUGGAUCACGUAAAGGUGCUUAUAGGGGAGGCCCACCUCGUCGAGGCCGUCCAUUCCAUCCUGAAGACAAAUGUUAUGAAUGUGGUGAUAGAGGACAUUAUGCUCGUGAUUGUAGACGUUUUAAAGGAGGACGACGCAGGUCAUACACUCCUUCUCGGUCUCGUUCACGAUCAUACAGCCGUCGUUCUCGUUCUGGUUCAAGAUCUCCUUCACGUUCCCGUUCAAGGUCUGUAUUAACUAGUCGUUCAAUUUCCAAGUCAAGAUCUCGCAGUCGAUAAGAAGAAUAUUAUGUGGUCAGUUAAAUUGUAUCAAAGCUUCUCAAGCAACCGUUAUGGACGUUAUGCUAUAUUUGCAUGGAUCAAAUACAGACGACUUAACCUGAGACCUAUCUACUAUAAUUUUUUUGAUUUAAGGUUAUAAUUAUCUUAUGAAUGUAUUUUACUUUUUUUUUAGUUAGAACUGUAUAAUAGUAAAUAUUAAAAUUUCUCUUUAUGAAAAUAUUGUUUAUAAUUUAUUAUUAUCAUUAUUUUUUUUAAUUAGUUGUGUUUUUAUCUUUGCACUAAAUGUAUUUGAUGUAUGCUUUACUUACAUAAUAUUUUUGUAAUUUAAUGGAUAAUUAAUGAAAUCAAAAAUAAAUAAAUAAUAAUAGUAGAUAAAUAAUUUCUUUAAAACUAAAAUAAUGUUCAUUAAUUAGUUAAUAUGUUAUCAAUAAUCUUGAAUCACUUAAUCUAUUUAAUUUUAGCUUAUUUCCUCAUCGAUGUAUUACAGUGGCGAAUGCUGACUGAUAAUAUAUGGGCAUGCUCAUUUAUCGUAAUGUAUUAUAGUUCUAUUUAAUUUAUAGCUAAUAAAUAAUACACAAACUUGUAUUAAUUUAUAAAUAAGACUUUAAUUUAAUAUAUAUUAUAGACAAUAGCACUUAAAUAAUACUUUAAUAAUUGUAAUUGAGACUUGACUAACUCUUUUAACUAAAAUAAAAAAAAUGUCAUUUACUCGUACACGUAAAUUUUAUAAAUUAUGUUGAUGAAGCACAACAGAAUGAGCAUGCCUUGGGUGGUUAAUACGUGGCUGCUAGUAGAGGGGAUCUAGGAGUAACUGGUUUUUUUACAGCGAUAACAAGGGUCGUAGAGCUUGCGCACACAUCUAUCGCAUACUCUAUCAUUAAAUGUUAGAAUAAAGAUAAACACAGAUACCUAAAUAUAACAGAAAUAAAUGAAUUAAUGUAACACAUUAUAUUUCUUUUAAAACGUAAUAUAUUAUUAAUUAUAAAAUAA
Molecule: messenger RNA, 1896 nt
Organism: Aphis gossypii (cotton aphid)
Lineage: Eukaryota; Metazoa; Arthropoda; Insecta; Hemiptera; Aphididae
Product: serine/arginine-rich splicing factor 7-like
Exons: 5
Coding region: 364-903 (179 amino acids)
Biological process (GO): mRNA splicing, via spliceosome
Cellular component (GO): nuclear speck
Molecular function (GO): RNA binding; zinc ion binding
Source: RefSeq, a predicted model, not a curated record